Molecule: messenger RNA, 1134 nt
Organism: Mycena citricolor
Lineage: Eukaryota; Fungi; Basidiomycota; Agaricomycetes; Agaricales; Mycenaceae
Source: the annotation of a GenBank genome assembly
AUGCAAGUCCGGACUGCGCGCACUCCUGGCGACGGUAUCUUUAAUCUCAUUCACACUCCUUCUAUCAUCCUCGUUCUAUCGCUUCAGGCUAUUACUGCGGCGGUUACCAAUGAUCACGACGGAAAUUUGGGUACUCUACGAUUCUUGUGUGCACCGUUUGAAAUCCUCUGGGGCCUCAAGACGCGGACCGUGAAGAAGCCCGUUACCAAGCCUAAAGCAGUGUCGGAAACGCUUGUCAAACCAAAGCCCGUCGCAAGACCCAUUGUAAAACAAGUCAUGAAACCCGUCGCGAAACCUAUUGCCGUCAAGAAGCCUACCGCAGCAGCGAAAAAGCACAUCGUGCCUACCAAAGUACCAGCUCUCAAGGCCGCGAUGUCAACCAAAUCUACACCGGCCAAGAACAUCGAGGCGCGUGAGUUCCUCCCCCUCGAGGAACAGGAAUACGAGCAUCUCGUCACUCGGGCGGGGCUUGGUCACCCGUCUGGGAGGAGUGAUGUCAAUCUUUUCCGCGUGGCCAACACCCGAAGGGCGGCUCAACUUGUUCGAUCCCGCCGGCCGUUCAUCGACGACUCGGAUGAAUUUGACUUGGGUGAUCUUGACCAUUCGCCUGAGGUUGCCGUUGGUUUCUACCUCACGGGCAGUCUGAUGUCUGCGGCCCGAUUCGAGUGCUUCGGCAAAGCAACGCGGCCAAGCACGACCGACGUUCUCGAGUACAGAUGGUCCGGAUCCAGUGCGCGAGUGGCCGACUUCUCUGCGGAUACCACGGGCUUGCAUGCAUUCCAGCACUUCAAUGCCAAUCCAGUCCAGGUGGCUGACACACGCAAUCCAUCCGCGCCGACUGCUGCCGCGCUCUUCCAACACGACAUGAUCACUGCUCUAUUCAGUGGCCACCCGAAGUUGACACCCAGCCUCCGUCAUUACGCUGUCAUCAGACAGUCGGCAGCCGACUCGCGGCUUCAACUAGUCGCCCGGUACAGAACAUUUUCUGCAGCAAUGUUCCCGCUGGGUCACAGCUCAUGCCGGGACUCUACGCUCAGGGACAGGCAAGCAAUCGGGGGUCGUGCACUUUCUAGAGGUGUAUCGGCUGCACAUCUUCAGACAGCGAGGGUCACGAUCCAGAUCGUGACUGUUUAA